Molecule: messenger RNA, 1674 nt
Organism: Oppia nitens
Lineage: Eukaryota; Metazoa; Arthropoda; Arachnida; Sarcoptiformes; Oppiidae
Product: homeobox protein 2-like
Exons: 4
Coding region: 37-1671 (544 amino acids)
Source: RefSeq, a predicted model, not a curated record
AUCAGAUUUUUUUUAUUGUGUCAUUAAAAUAAAAAUAUGUUAAAACUUUUUGUUUUAAUUAUUUUAAUUACUGGUCAACUAAUCAGUGCUGCCGAUGAUAAUAAAAAAGAUGCUAAAAAAUUUAGAGAUGAUGAAAUAGACAUACCAUCGACUAUACCGAAACCGGGACACAAAUCCGAGUAUGACUACUACAAACCGGAUACUAAUAAUAAUAAUGGUGUUCCCGAUAGUAGGCAAUUUGAUGUCAAACAUACCGGAGCCCCAGGAAAACCGGGACAACUAGAGCCACGUGAUGAUGUUGAACUAAAAAAUCCCGGGGACGUCAAUCCUGACGACAAACUAACUAAACCGGGAAUUAAACCAAAAUUAACCCCAAAAGUCGAUUAUGUGGACGAAAAUAAUAAUAACAAUAAUGAUAAAAAUACUGGCUAUGGUUAUGAUAGUAAAAAACCGGGCGAUAAUUAUAAUAGUGAUAAGUUUCCCGAUUUUCCUGGUUUUGAAACAAACGGAAAUAAUAAACCCGAAAAAUAUCCCGAUCUAAGCAAAAAUGAUGGCAAAAAACCGGAUAUUAUUGAUAUAAAACACGAUAAAAAACCUGAUAUUCGAAAUUUUCUACCAAAUACUUAUGGCGGCGGCGGUAAUGGUGACGAUACUAAAAAUGUGGACAAAUAUCCGGCCAAUGAACGGGUACCCGAUUUUGGUGGUAAAAUACCCGACAACGACGGUCAACAACAACAACAAGAUAAAUAUCCCGAACAUUCAAACACUAAUAAUCAUAAUAAUAAAAAUGAUGAUAAAAAACCAGACAAAACAAUCGGCAGUGGAUAUCCAUCAGCAGGCGAUAGGCCAUCGUUUGGCGGUAAUGGAGGCGGCGAUUCGGGACUAGACUCGUAUCCGGGAGGAGGAGGAGCCGGUGGUGAUGCCGGUGCUGGUGCUGGCAAUGAUGGCGGCAAUAGUAAAGACUAUAAUGAUUUUGGUAGCAAACCUGAUGCCGGUGCUGGUGGUGGUGUUGGUGAUGGUAGUAGUGGUUAUGAUAAACCAGUGGCACAUGGAGGUGGAGAGGAAGGACACAAAUUUCCGCACAAAGAUGCCAAAGCUGGCAAUAAAGUAGUGGACGAACUGUUGGAUCUGAUGAAACGGGACUACAGGACUGAGUUUGACAAACUAGCAUUAUCAGAUGUCGGACCAUUCAAACAUGGACGAUGGGGCUCAGUUACCCUAAAAAACGGUGUAGUCACUGGACUGACUAAUAUUGAACGACUGGGCAAUGCACUGGUAGUCGACGAGUUUGGUGGGAAAAAACUAAUUGUUACCGAUAUUGUUGUCCAGGAUAUCAGUGCCGACUAUAAAGUCAGUGCAAAACUAUUUCAUAGGAUAUCCAUAAAGAAUCGGGAGCUGAAACUGGCGCUCAAACGGGCAAUACUUACCGUACGAUUAGAAGCGGAUAAAACUAAUGGAAAAUUAUUGCUUAAAGAUAUUCAAUUGAAAUCCAAACAGGGAUUUGGUGUUAAAAGUGGUCGACUUGUUUGGCCAUUCAAUAAGUUAACCGAUGCUAUCGUCAAAAGUCAGGAACCGGUUGUCAAAGAGAUUGUUCAGAAAGAGUUAGCAAAUUAUAUGGGAAAAGCCAUUCAUAAUAUGAAAUUUGAAGAGUUAUUCAAACAAUUGUAUUGAAAA